Fragaria vesca subsp. vesca is the source of this 4788-nucleotide messenger RNA. RefSeq lists its product as uncharacterized. The record is from RefSeq and is a predicted model, not a curated record. NCBI's taxonomy places the organism in Eukaryota, Viridiplantae, Streptophyta, Magnoliopsida, Rosales, Rosaceae. The transcript is spliced from 39 exons. Bases 1 to 4788 code for a protein of 1595 amino acids.
AUGGAUAAGAAAUAUAAUUUCCAAAUCCUAUUACCAAAUGGCACAACCGUCCGUUUGAAAUUGCAGAAUCCUGAGAUGAAAAUGCCAUUCAGAGAUUUCAUUGAAAGGGUGGAAAAGGAAUACAUCCGCACUUGGAAACAAUCAGGCUCGCUAAAGCGGAAGCGGGAGAUUAACUGGAAAAGUGGUAGCUUUCUUCUUGUAGAUGCUUAUGAUGUGAAGAUACAAAACGUAGUGAAUUUCAAGAAUUUCAAGCCACAAGAAUGUCACAUUCUAAGACUCCAAGAUGGUCUUGAGGACAGCACUACUACUUUUGAGAACAUGUGGGAUUUGACCCCCGACACUGAUUUACUAAAGGAGCUACCCCAAGAGUAUACAUUUGAGACUGCUCUGGCAGAUUUGAUUGACAAUUCUCUGCAAGCCGUAUGGUCAAAUGAUAGGAGACAUGGCAGACAUAUAAGUGUGGUUGCUGACGAAGAUAUGAUCUCAAUAUUUGACAAUGGCUCAGGGAUGGAUGCAAGUGAUGAAAAUUGUAUAGUGAAGUGGGGAAAGAUGGGUGCUUCACUUCACAGGUCUUAUAAGGAACAGGCAAUAGGGGGUAAUCCUCCUUACCUAAAGCCUUUCUUUGGAAUGUUUGGAUAUGGUGGACCUAUAGCCUCCAUGCAGUUGGGGAGGUAUGACUUCUCUGAAAAUUCUUCUCAAUGUGAGUUUCUUUGUGCAGUGCGUGCUUUAGUUUCUUCUAAGACAAAGGAUUCAAAGAAAGUUUAUACCUUGAAUCUUGAUAGAAAGGCUUUACUCAGUGGGUCUUGGAAGACCGGUGGUAGCAUGAGGGACCUUGAAGAAGAUGAGAUAAGCAGAGCACCACACGGAAGCUUUACUAAGGUUACAAUCUUUGAACCUAAAUCAAAAAUGGACACAUAUCAACUCCAGUGCAAGCUGAAGGAUAUAUAUUUCCCUUAUAUUCAGUAUGAUGAAGAUACAAAAAAAGGGAAGACCAUAAUGCCAGUCAAGUUUGAGGUCAAUGGUGUUGAUUUGGCUGAGGUUGAGGGUGGUGAGAUUGCAAUUACAAACAUGCAUUCCUGCAAUGGUCCUGAUUUUGUUUUACAGCUUCAGUUCUCCUUUAAGAAAGACAAUAUGAGUAAAUAUAAAUCUCCAGAUUCAAAGACUUAUUGCGAAGCUAAUGCUCGCCUGAAGUGCGUCUAUUUUCCAAUUGAACAGGGAAAAGAGAACAUUGACAAAAUUUUGGAGAAAUUAGGGACAAGAGAAAACUUUGAGACCUUUAGUCGUGUCUCUAUUCGGAGGCUUGGCCGCCUGCUUCCUGAUGCUCGUUGGGGUUUGCUUCCGUUUAUGGAUCUGAAGCAAAAAAGAGGAACGACAGCACAAUUGUUGAAAAAAUGUUGCAUGAGAGUUAAAUGCUUUAUAGAGACUGAUGCUGGUUUCAAUCCAACGUCAUCGAAGACUGAUCUUGCUCACCAUAGUCCUUACACCACUGCAUUGAGAAAUCUCGGCAAUAAGCCUCUUAAGAACGAGAAUGACAUGAAUGUUCAACUGUAUAAAGAUGGAAACCUCUUAAGUCCUUCUCAACUGAAGAAGGAGUAUGAGGACUGGAUUAUUGAGAUGCAUGCUCAAUAUGAUCACGAUGAAGCAGACUGUGGUGAAGACCAACCCGUCUUUCUUGUAAGUCCUGCAAACAAAAAGGCACUUCGGAUAUCAUCUGAAGUUGCAAGGGUCCAUAAAUCAUUAAUGAGGCAUGGAAGGACCUGGAAGUGUGGUCAAAGAAUUAAAAUUCUUAAGGGAGCAUGUGUUGGCGUUCAGAGUAACAAUGUUUAUGCAACAAUUGAAUACUUUUUGCUUGAAGGUCUCCAAGAUGAAUCUGGUGGUGAGGCCCGUAUUUUAUGCAGGCCUUCAAGUCUGCCAGAUGAAAAGGGGUGCAUCCUUUCAGUCAAUGAUGGGAAUACUAAAUUGGAAAUGGGUGAAUCCUUGUCUGUACCACUAAGUGUGAUUGAUGCUGGAAAGUGCAUAGCUGUUGGAAGAACUGAGUGGGAAGACCAUAUAGAGAGACGACGCCAGAAAUCUUCUUCUUCAAUUGAAGUUCUUGAUGCAGAACAAUGCCAAGAGUUGGAGCUUGAUGGGGCAUUACCUGUGGAUGCUCGGGCUGGAAAGGUUCCUCAAGAAGAAAUUGUGGCUGUUGUUCGACCUGGAAAUUAUGUGUAUUCCAGUUCUUCAAAAAGCCUGGAUCAGAAGUACGUCGUCAAAAGUAAUUUAGAGAUGUCUAUGGAAGUUAGCUUCAGAGGCAAUGCCAAUGAACUUCAAAAUGUUCGUCAUAUUUAUUCAGUGCGCGUUGGACCUAAGUCACUUAAGGGAAUUCAAGGGGUAUAUGUUUUUCCAGUUAAACACAAACUGUUGGGUUUCUUUCAAAGUGCUGGCAUCUAUACAUUCUCAUUUCAUCUUAACGAGUCAGAUUGUAAGAGUGCUGAGAAAAGAGUACGAGUCAAGCCAUCUUCCAAGGUUGGAAAGUGGGUCCUUCUAAACGAUGAUCAGCCUCCACUGUACCAAGUGAGAGUUGGUUCAGUGUUUCCACCUCUCUCUAUUGCAUGUUACGAUGUAUAUGACAAUCAAAUUCCAUUUGCAACUACUCUGGAAGUCGCAGUGAAAGUUCAGACAGAUGAGGGUUUGCUUUUCCAUGUAGAAAAAUUCACAAAAGAAUUCUCAAACCAUACGUUGACAGUAAAGGAUAUGAUGAUGGAGAGCAGUGAGUUAGACAAACUUCGACCUACAUAUGAAGCUACUUUAGUUGUAAGUUCAGAAGAUGAAAACAUUUCAGUUUUGGUUCCGUGCAAAGUUGAUCCUGGACCUCUACAGACUGUCAAGGCUAUUCCUCCUAUUUUCGAAAACCAAGUGCUUCCAGGUUACACUAUUCAGGAGUUUAUUUUAGAGAUGUUUGAUCAAUAUGGCAAUCAUGUAAUUGAAGGCACUGAAGUUCAAUUGAAUGUGGAGGGGUUUUCUAUUCAAGAUCGACUGGGUACAACACGUAAGGCUGAUCAUCAUGGAUGCAUUGACCUUGGUGGCCUGUUGAAAGUAACCGCAGGUUAUGAGAAAAAUGUAUCAUUUUCUGUCUACUACAAUAAUGAUGUUUUACUGAUGCUUCAGUCUCAAACUGAGAAAAGGGUGUUGAAAAUUUCAUCUAAGGUGCCUGAGGUUUGUGUGGUCGGUACUCAAAUGGAAAAUUUGGUCUUUGAAAUCAUCAACUCUGAAGGUGUUGUUGAUGAUACUUUUCAUCAUGAAGAGAAAAGUGGCCAAUUACAUAUGCUUACAAUAAAGGCCGGUUCAUUUAUGGAGGAAUCCCUUCGUUUCACAUUCAAGCAUGGCCGUUGUACUGUUACGGGCCUUUCUGUUCCUGAAGUGGAAGAGAGUUUUAACUUUGUAGCUGCUCAUUCAUAUUAUCCAGAACUGCAUGUGAAUGUAGAGGUUCCUGUAGUGCGACCUGUAAAAGAGAAAUAUGAUCAUCUUCUCAUUAAAAAAGAGAAGCAAGUUGAGUCUCCAACUCUGUGGGAUGUUUCUCCGCUCCAUGAGUUGCCGCAGCAAGUAGGAAAUUUAAGGGUUCCAAAAGUGGAACAUCAAGAGUUUCAGUCUCCUAGUUCAAUUGGAAACACAUUUCCCUCUCCAGAGUCUUCUUGCCUUCUGCAAUUAGAAAAUGUUAAGGAACUGAAGAAUAUCAUGCACCAACAUGGACUAUGUGUUGGAGAUGUGGAAGAAAAACUGAAGAUUCUAGAAAAAGAAAAAGAAAAAGCUAAGCAAGAGCUCUCUGAUUUACAAGGGUCUAUUGAACCUCACAAAGUGGAAUCGAUAAACCGCAUUGAAAGCAUGAAUCACAGUGCAGCUGCUAUCAUCUGUACUCUAUUUCGAGAAGUUUCAUUCGAAGAGGCAAACAAUCAAUUCAUGGAAGAUGUGAUUGGAUUGGUUGCUCUACUUGGCACAGUUGGUAGUAGUAAUCUUAGCAGGGUUUUGUCAGAGUACUUAGGACUGGACACUAUGUUAGCAAUUGUCUGCAAGACAUAUGAUGGUGUCAAAGCUCUAGAAUUGUAUGACAAUGAAGGUUGCAUAAACCUAAAUUCUGGUCUACACGGGCUUGGUGCUUCUAUUGGGAGGAAAUUGGAGGAUCGGUUUCUGGUCAUUUGCCUUGAAAACAUAAGACCAUAUGCUGGCGAGUUUGUGCAAAAUGACCCCCAAAGGAGGCUUGAUAUUCUAAAGCCAAGGUUGCCGAAUGGGGAGUGUCCAGCUGGAUUUCUUGGUUAUGCUGUAAACAUGAUCAAUGUGGAUAGCACAAAUUUAUUUUGUCUCACAGCCAGUGGACACGGCCUGAGAGAGACUCUAUUUUAUAGCCUCUUUUCUCGCCUGCAAGUGUAUAUAACAAGAGCAGAAAUGGUUCUUGCUCUUCCUUGCAUAACUGAUGGAGCCAUUUCUUUAGAUGGUGGGAUGAUGCGGCGGACUGGUUUGUUUUCCCUUGGCAACAGGGAAGAUGUAGAUGUGAAGUUUCCGAAGCUUUCAGUCACAUCAGGCCUGCCUGAAAGCUAUCUAGAAACACAAAGACAAAUCAAUGAGAUGAAAUGGAGAAAAGAAAAAAUGGAGGAAGAUUUGAAGAGAGAAGAGGCACUAUGGGAUAACGCAAAAUUCAAUUUUGACAGAAAGAAGAAAGAGUUUAUCAAGUUCCUGGCUGAUAGUUCAUCGUAUGCAACUCAGGCAACUCAGCAUCAAAUUAUGGGGGUGCAGAAUCGAUUUACCUCAAGCUAA